This is a messenger RNA of Aspergillus aculeatus ATCC 16872, 1115 nucleotides long. Its product is annotated as SDR family NAD(P)-dependent oxidoreductase. Bases 102 to 1070 code for a protein of 322 amino acids. NCBI's taxonomy places the organism in Eukaryota, Fungi, Ascomycota, Eurotiomycetes, Eurotiales, Aspergillaceae. Gene Ontology annotation, molecular function: oxidoreductase activity, acting on the CH-OH group of donors, NAD or NADP as acceptor. The transcript has 4 exons. The record is from RefSeq and is a predicted model, not a curated record.
GUAACCAUAAACCACCACCCAAUAUUAUACCUAUCCGCAUACAACACCCUACCUACACAACAUCCACCCAAACUCCAACCUCACACCCCCAAACCAGCAGAAUGAACCGGCUUACCCAGCUAUCUACCCAGCUCACCUACCCCCAGGGCCUCCUGGCCAACCAAACCGCGCUCAUCACGGGCGCCGCGCAGGGCAUCGGCGCCGAAACCGCCCGGCUGUUCGCGAGGGAGGGGGCGCGCGUGGUCAUUGCCGAUGUGGAUGGUGAAAAGUCCCACGCCCUUGCCCACGAACUCAACACCCAGUACCCCAACCCCAACUUCCCCCAAACCGCCGUCGCCAUCCCCGGCGACCUCACCGACGAAACCUACAUCAACUCGCUCAUCCAGCAGACCGCCGAGUUCGGGAACGGCAAGAUCCACAUCCUCGUCAAUAAUGCCGGGUUCACCUGGGACGGGGUGAUCCAUAAGAUGACAACCCACCAAUUCAACACCAUGCUCGCCAUCCACGCGACAGCGCCCUUCCAGCUCGUGCGCGCCGCGGCCCCGUUCUUCCGGGUCAAAGACGGCGAACCCCGGUGUAUCGUGAAUAUCAGUUCCACGAGUGGGGUGCAUGGGAAUGCAGGUCAAGCAAAUUACAGCACCGCCAAAGCGGCCAUAACGGGACUGACCAAAACGAUCGCCAAAGAAUGGGGGCCGGGGUUCGGGGUGCGCGCCAACACGGUGGCGUUCGGGCAUGUGCGGACCAGACUCACCGCCCCCAAGGAGGACGGGGCGGUCAUGGUCACGGCGGCGGGGGAGAGGGUUGCGUUGGGGAUUCCGGGGGGGCAGUUGCUCGCUAGACGGGGGGGUUCCUCCGAAGAAAAGAAGGAUGGGAAUGGGAAUGGGGUUGGGGAUGGGCACGGGAACGGGAAAGCUUCAGGUAAGGGGGCAGCCAGACAGUAUCCCGAUAUUCCCCUCGGCAGGCCGGCGAGUGCGGAGGAGGCGGCGCGGGUGGUGUUGGCGGUGGCGAGUCCGUUGUUUGCUUAUGUGACCGGGGAGACGGUUAGGGUUACUGGGGGUAGGAAUAUGUAGGCUUGUUUUGGUCUUGGUCUUGUGGGUGGUUUUGGGGCGGGGGGG